AUGAUGAAAAACGCAUCUAUCCGCCCUGUUUACGAAUCAACCGGCACUACUUGUAAGAUUUCCAAUGUAAAAUUUGAAGUUGAUUCCGCUCCUGUUAAGAACGUGAAAGUACCUGAAAAGAACGAAAAUUCAUUACAAAGAAUGCCUAUUCUGCAUGGGGUUUCGCGCUUGUAUGAUCUCAGCAAUUUAAAAAGAAAAGCGAACCCGCAUGAGAUGGCAAAGAACAAAAGUUACGAGGUGGCAGAUUCCGCCCGUAAAGCAGAAGGAAACUGCAUGGAUUGGACUUAUUUUAACUUGUGCAAGUUUGUAGGGGAAUCAUGCAACGGGGUGAAAGAUCAGCAAAUUUUUGAUUUUGCCGAUACUCCUAAGGGCUUCACUGUCUUGGUGCAUGGUCACCACCAGGGCAGGGACAAGAAAAACGAAAACCAGGAGGCACAAGACUGGUUUGGUGAUUGGUCAAAAGAGCGGGAAAAGGGUCAAACAGAUCAAAACGGCGAAAAGUCCGCCGGCGCUGUUUCGUCUUUGACAUUUGCACUUUUGUCGAAGGGAAACGGGAAAAGCGCCCAUGGGAUUACCAUCCGCCCGGAUGGUACUCAAACAACGGCAGUUGUUGAAAGUGGUGCCUCGCACCACAUGACAGGGGACUUGAGUUGUUUUCAGAUUGUGUUUUGGGAUGAUCCAGUAACGUUAACGGUUGCCGACCGAACGUUAGACACUCCCGCCUACCGUGGUUACUUCCAACAUAACUCUUUAGGUUUAAUGGGUGGUCUAUACCAUCCUGACGAAAAGUUGUUUUUGGUGUCGGUAAGUCUUUUGAACGACGAAAAUGACUGCCGGGUAGUUUUUGAGGGGAGAGACGCGCUCUACCUCCAAAAGAAGAAAACAGGUUUCAAAAUUCCGAUGCGCCGGGACACUUUAACAAAUUUGCCGCAAAUAGACUUUGCGUUUCACAGCUUGAGCGAGCUGGAUACGGCUGGCGAUUUACAAAACGGAAAGAGCCGGGCCGCGUGGUCCGAGCCAGCAUUUGUGAAUCUGACUCGUGCCGAUCGUCUUCGACAACAUGAAAGGUUUGGGCACUUUCAUAUUGACGGUCUUGAAUAUGGACGCUGUCCGUUGUGUGACUUAGCGAAGUCGAGGCAAGAAGGGUGUAAGUCAGAACGUCCGGAGCACUGUAAGCCAAAGGCUUGGCUAGAUCAAGUGGAUUGGGAUCAUACCUACGGUUAUCCUUUGGGUCUUGAUGGGGAGAAAUUUCUUUUGUCAGGGGUGGAGACAUUCCAUGGCUGGGUAGAGAAUUAUCCUCACCGGGAAAAGGAUGAAGCGUGGAAAGGUCUGCGUGAGUGGUGUUUAGAAGUUGGAAAGCCCAAACGGGUGAGAAGCGAUAACGAUCCUACUUUUCGAGGCGAGAAAAGUGACUGGAGAAAGUCUUGCUUGAAGCAGAGUCCUCCGAUCGAGCCAACUACGUCUGCGCCGUUCACGCCGCAACGUAAUGGAGUCGUGGAACGGUGGAACCAAACUUCGAAAAAUGCCUUGCGGGCGAAUAUGAUCGGGGUUGAUCCUCGUCUUUGGCCAUAUUGUUCAAAGUAUAUAGCCUGGACUUGGAAUCGGUUAGCCCGGAAAGAGCAAAAGAGUCCAUUUGAAAAAGUUCACGAUCGCGCGCCUUCGCUCAAAUAUUUCAAGAAAUUCGGAGUCCUUUGCUAUGCUCGGAAACACGUUACGAAAUCGACGGACUUAGGUGCGCUCGAUGUUCGGUACGAACGUGGAGUAUUCUUGGGGUAUUCGAAAAAUUCCUGUUAUUUAGUGGGUGUUUGGCGUGACGACAAACGAACGAAAGUUGGGUUGAAGUUCACUGUGAUCGAAAAUAGAUCCUGCAAGUUUGACGAAUCUUGUACGAUCGCCGACAUUGACGAUCUUCGCGAAAAGAACCGUGGCACCUUUGUACCCUUUGCCGCACCCGACAAAUUGUGUGCGUCGAACAUGCCUGAUCCGUUGGUGGCUCCCUCGGGAAGUCAUGAGCCCGAUCAGGAUGCUCCGCGUGACCAGGGUGAUUCGGGGCCCAAUGGGGCUACUGGAGACCAGCAGGUCGAGGAAGGGGGCAAAGCAGUGGAAGGGGGCAAAGAGGAAAGUGCUGCGCAAGCAGAGGAAGAGGUAGUUACUCCCGAAGCGGAAGAGCUUGACGAACCUCCCGCCCGCCCAAAGCCCAAGGUCGUCAAGAAGAAAAGAAAGCAAAAGCCGAAGCCUGCAGUCGUUGUCAACAACAAAAAGGGUCGCCCGAAAGGUUCAAAGAACAAACCGGGAAGCAAAAAGCCAGGUCCUAAGCCAAAAGCAGCAGAAGCUGGAAACGUAUUUCAGUUGCCUGAUGAUUUUGACUUUGGUCGAGACUUGGACGAGUACCAUGCCAAGCGCAUUGAGGAAGAAGGUGAAGAAGUUUUUGCUCAUGUGGUGUCACUCACCAGAGCGCAGAUUCUUCGAGAUCCUGAUGCUCCGAAGUACAUAGAGGCCGACGAUGUUGAACGACUCAGACUUUUAGCAAAAGAGUGCUGGACAGUAGACGAGAAACCACAAAAAGGCGACGAAGUUGUGCCGUCGUGCGUGAUCUACACGAAGAAAAGAUGUGGAACAUACAAAGCGCGGCUGGUGGCACUGGGAAACUUACAGUCGAAAGAACUCUGUGGCGAAAUUUACAGUCCUACCAUUUCGCACGCAGCUAGUAGAGCCCUACUUGUUGACGCUGCUGCAAAUGGAAAACGGAUCAAAUUUUUCGACAUUUCAAAUGCGUUCAUUUGUGCGAGUUUAGGUGACGAGCGAGUUUUCGUGCGUCUUCCGAAGCACUGGAGCACUGAUCCGAGAGGUGAUGUCGUGCGCCUACUGAAGUCUCUUUAUGGUCUUCGAAUUAGCCCGCGUCGUUGGUUCGAUACCUACAGGAAGACUUUGGAGGAACUAGGUUGGAAGAUGUGUGAACGGGAGCCGGGGUUGUUCCGUAAAGGCGUUCUUACGUUGAGCGUGUACGUGGAUGACUGUGUCAUGAGUGGUGACACGGAAGAAAUUCUCGGCAAAGAGAUGGGGAAAAUUUUGGACAAAUUUCCUGGAAAAGUGAUCCCGCCGAAAGCGAAACCAGGUGAAAAGGGUUGCGAAGUCUACGACCUCCUGGGGGCCACUCUGGAAUACAACGCAUCGAAAAAGACCAUGAGGAUCCACAUGGCAGAGGCCAUUGACAGAGUUUUGAAGAAAUUCAAUAUGGUUGAUUGUCGGGGAGUUGCUACGCCUGUACUUCCUGGAAGACAAUUGCCAGAAAUUCAGACUACUGAAGUUGAUACUUCUGCACCAGAAACGAGUUUCCCACUGCGAAGCCUCGUGGGUAGCCUGCAAUAUAUCGCUUGUAUGUGCAGGGUAGACAUUGUCUACGCGGUGCAGCGUGUUGCGAGAGAAGUAGUAAAUCCGACACCCCAAGCGGUGAAAGCAGCAAAACGGAUUUUGGCCUACUUGAAAGCAACUCGAGAAAUCGGCUUAGAAUACCCUCCCAAGCAGAUUGCGGGGUUCGCCGGGUCGGGGACAGCAGUUUGUCCAAUUUGCCAUCGUGUUGGAUAGAUCGGAAUACCAAAUGACCUAGUGACGAUCAGAAACACAGCGCGAUGCAAAUCACGAUGUAAAUCUGGUCUGAUGUCAAAUCUCUUGGUCUUGUACAGACCGGCGAUCUGAAAUCCAUGAUCCUCCUCCUUAGCCGUAGCCAUCCUGUUUGUCAUGCAUAUUGUCCAUCCUCUUGAUAUCUCAUCACACCCCUGCAGGUUGCGACUAG
This is a messenger RNA of Amoebophrya sp. A120, 3793 nucleotides long. Lineage: Eukaryota; Dinophyceae; Syndiniales; Amoebophryaceae. The record is from the annotation of a GenBank genome assembly.